GUUACGAUACGAUAUAUCGAUACAAUAAUCAGCAUCCCUAAGCAAAACAGUGGUAACAAGAAUGUAAGAAAAACAGAAGAAAAAAAAAUGGGGGCAACGAUGGUAAAAAAUGGAAAUUUAUUGGAUGCCUUGCCUACACAGGGAACACUACACGUUGUUAUGCUGGGAUUGGAUUCUGCUGGAAAAACAACAGCGUUAUAUAGACUUAAGUUUGAUCAGUAUUUAAACACAGUACCCACUAUUGGAUUUAAUUGUGAAAAAGUGCAGGGUACCUUAGGCAAAGCGAAGGGAGUUCACUUUCUCGUUUGGGAUGUGGGCGGACAAGAGAAACUUCGGCCGCUCUGGCGAAGCUAUACUCGCUGCACUGACGGUAUUCUAUUCGUAGUGGAUUCUGUCGAUACGGAACGUAUGGAAGAAGCAAAAAUGGAGUUAAUGCGUACAGCCAAAUGUCCUGAUAACCAGGGUGUGCCUGUGCUGAUUUUGGCGAACAAACAAGAUUUGCCAAGCGCAUGUUGUCCCAAGCAACUUGAGAAACUUUUAGGGUUGCAUGAACUGCACUAUCCAAUAUCGAAUCUAUCAAGUACUUCCACCUCGACUUCAACUGGCAACAUUGCAGGUUUUGCCACAUCAAACCAAAGUUAUAUGGAUCAUGGCACAGCUUCACUAACUGAUGUGAAUAAGGGCAGUGAUAGUAGUCAUGUAAGCAUCACAGAUCAUUUCCAUCUGGAUUCUAAGAGCACCUCGGCCCAUGUGGAAUCUAAAUCUAAAGACUCCACCUUACCUACGGCAUUGAGCAAUCCGCAACAGCAAUUCUCAGUUAAACACAAUAAUUUAAAUGUAAAAGGCUGGUAUAUACAGCCCACGUGUGCUAUAACUGGUGAGGGGCUGCAAGAAGGAUUAGAUGCUUUGUAUGACAUGAUCUUAAAGCGUCGUAAAAUUAGUAAGUCUCAUAAAAAGAAUAAACGGUAAUAUUGUUUUUAAUUUUAGUAUCGUAAAAAGUUAAGUCUGCUUAGCACAAUUAAUUAAAUGUACACGCACUUAACAAGAAUAAAAAUAUCGCAU
This is a messenger RNA of Drosophila hydei, 1062 nucleotides long. RefSeq names its product ADP-ribosylation factor-like protein 4C (gene Arl4). Gene Ontology annotation, cellular component: cytoplasm. Gene Ontology annotation, biological process: vesicle-mediated transport; intracellular protein transport. The coding region runs from base 88 to 969 and encodes 293 amino acids. The transcript has 5 exons. Lineage: Eukaryota; Metazoa; Arthropoda; Insecta; Diptera; Drosophilidae. Gene Ontology annotation, molecular function: GTPase activity; GTP binding. The record is from RefSeq and is a predicted model, not a curated record.